This is a messenger RNA of Oryza sativa Japonica Group (Japanese rice), 1783 nucleotides long. RefSeq names its product E3 ubiquitin-protein ligase RDUF2. Lineage: Eukaryota; Viridiplantae; Streptophyta; Magnoliopsida; Poales; Poaceae. Gene Ontology annotation, biological process: protein ubiquitination. The record is from RefSeq and is a predicted model, not a curated record. Gene Ontology annotation, molecular function: ubiquitin protein ligase activity. Gene Ontology annotation, cellular component: cytoplasm.
UCGCGACGCGUUUCCUCUCCUCCCCUCUUCUUCUCCUCUCCUCCGCCCAAUCUCCCACCACCACGCCGUUCCUCUCCUCCUCCUCCUGCUGCUGCUGCGGCCGCGCCGCCGAGCCUCGGCAACCAACCCCCUCCACCACCACCACCGCCGGUAGAGGAGGCGAGGUCAACAGCAACAACCCAAACACAAUAUCCAUCCCUUCUUGCGCGCGGUGGUUUCCGGGCAGAUCUGAGACACACCAAACAAAAGAAGGUCUCGAUCGAUGGCUUCUUCCUCCCCUUCCUCCUCCUCCUCCCCCCCUUCCGCCGCCGGUGCCUCCUCCUACUGGUGCUACAGCUGCGACCGCUUCGUGCGCGCCCCCGCCCCCCACGACGACUCCGCCGUCGCCUGCCCGGACUGCGGCGGCGGCUUCCUCGAGGAGAUGAGCGCGCCCCCGCCGCGCGCCGCCUACCUCCGCCGCCCGCGCGCGCACCACGCCAACGACCUGCGCCUGCGCCGCACGCGCCGCGCCGCGGCGGCGGCGGCGGCCGGCGACCGCUCGCCGUUCAACCCCGUCAUCGUGCUUCGCCGCUCCCCCGCCGCCGCCGGCGACGACGACUCCCUCGCCGCCGCCACCAGCUUCGAGCUCUUCUACGACGACGGCGCGGGCUCCGGCCUCCGCCCGCUCCCGGAGACCAUGUCGGACUUCCUCAUGGGCUCCGGCUUCGAGCGCCUCCUCGACCAGCUCACCCAGAUCGAGGCCGGCGGCCUCGCCCGCGCCAGGGAGAACCCACCGGCCUCCAAGGCCUCCGUCGAGUCCAUGCCCACCGUCACCAUCGCCGCCUCCCACGUCGGCGCAGACUCCCACUGCGCCGUCUGCAAGGAGCCCUUCGAGCUCGGCGACGAGGCCAGGGAGAUGCCCUGCAGCCACAUCUACCACCAGGACUGCAUCCUCCCAUGGCUCGCGCUCCGCAACUCCUGCCCGGUCUGCCGCCACGAGAUGCCCACCGACGCCGCCCGCCCGCGGCCCAGCAAUGCCGGCACAGAGGAGGAGACGGUCGGCCUCACCAUCUGGAGGCUGCCCGGAGGCGGCUUCGCCGUCGGUAGGUUCGCCGGAGGGAGGAGGCCCGAGGAGAGGGAGCUUCCAGUUGUGUACACCGAGAUGGAUGGAGGGUUCAACAACGGCGGCGCGCCGAGGAGGAUCUCCUGGGGUUCGAGGCAGAGCCGAUCGACGGAGAGGAGUGCCAUUAGGCGCAUCUUCCGCAAUGUGUUCUCGUGCUUUGGUCGCAGCCAUUCAUCGAAUUCUCAGGCCUCGUCUUCGCAUUCGAGGCCGGAGUUGAACGAUGCGUCUGACCGGAGCGCCGUGUUCAGCCAUGGCUCAAGAAGCCGGAGCACGAGCUGGAGGCUCGAAGAUGGCCAUGCCGACGCCAUGGUGCAAAGAUAGGCCUCAACUGAAGUAAGGAAGGUCGUCGAUUGUUUCCAUUUCGCGCAUAUGUAUUUAGAGGAAAAGAAAUUUGUAGUAGAACAGAAUUGAGAAUUGGUGUUGUACAUAGGAGCAGCAUCACAUCUACUAGUAGAUGAUAACUUGCAGGGAAGAAGAUGCCCACGAUGGUGAUUCUGAAAUGAGCAUUUGUUGUUUAGAGUGAUGAAUUUGCUCUUGCUGGUAGCAAAUGUCGCUUGGAAUUCUAUGAUUCAUUCAAAUUCAUUGUGGCGAUGAUUCUUUGCAUCUGUGAGAACGGAAUGAAUGAAACCAUUUUGAUGUUUGCAGUCUUGCAGGAUUCAAUAAAAAUCUUGUUCCAGAAAA